Messenger RNA from Arachis duranensis, 1263 nucleotides. RefSeq names its product alkaline ceramidase. The record is from RefSeq and is a predicted model, not a curated record. The transcript has 3 exons. The coding region runs from base 245 to 1009 and encodes 254 amino acids. Gene Ontology annotation, cellular component: membrane. Gene Ontology annotation, biological process: ceramide metabolic process; response to salt stress; autophagy. Lineage: Eukaryota; Viridiplantae; Streptophyta; Magnoliopsida; Fabales; Fabaceae. Gene Ontology annotation, molecular function: hydrolase activity, acting on carbon-nitrogen (but not peptide) bonds, in linear amides.
GGCGUAGUCCAGGGUUGUGGAUUGUGGCGUGGUUGGAAAUUGGAAUUAGAAAUUUAUGGGUUGCGAAAUUGUGAUUUGAGUGGGCGCGUUUCGUUUGAGUUGCGUUUGUGUUCUCAUUCGCACACAGCAUACCUCCUUCUGUUCCUCAGAUUCAGAUUCAGAUUCAUUUGAGGACUGUUUGUUUUGUCUCUCUGCAGCUGAAAUAUACUUAUAAGAAAGAGGUGUCAUCAGGCUGUAGAGGAGAAUGGUGGAAACUUCAAGCUUCUGGGGUCCAGUCACAUCCACUACAGAGUGUUGUGAAAAGAACUAUGUAUAUUUACCUUACAUUGCAGAAUUUUAUAAUACUAUCUCCAACAUUCCGACAAUCCUUUUGGCUCUGAUUGGUCUUAUAAAUGCUGUUAGACAGCGAUUCGAGAAAAGAUUUAGCAUUCUUCAUGUAUCCAAUAUGAUACUUGCCAUUGGAAGUAUGUCGUACCAUGCGACACUGCAAAAUGUGCAACAGCAAAGUGAUGAAACUCCUAUGGUAUGGGAGGUGCUGCUGUACAUGUACAUUCUCCACUCUCCAGAUUGGCAUUAUCGCAGUACGAUGCCCACCUUCCUCUUUCUAUACGGUGUUGUUUUUGCCAUUGCACAUUCAGUUUUCCGUUUUAGUGUUGGCUUCAAAAUGCACUAUGUCGUACUCUGUCUCCUCUGCAUUCCAAGAAUGUACAAGUAUUACAUUUACACUCAAGAUGUUGCUGCCAAGCGGCUUGCAAAGCUAUUUAUAGCCAAUCUUGUAUUGGGCAGUAUAUUUUGGUUCUGUGAUCGUUUCUUCUGCAAGGAGAUAUCCAGUUGGCCUAUUAACCCACAGGGUCACGCUUUGUGGCAUGCUUUCAUGGGUUUCAGUUUGUACUUUGCAAACACAUUCUUGAUGUUUUGCCGUGCUCAACAGCGUGGGUGGUCUCCAAAAAUUGUAUAUUUUAUGGGUGUUUUACCCUAUGUGAAGAUUGAGAAACCAAAAGGACAGUGAGAGAAACUUGUAGCAGAAGAAGGGAAGCUUCUCUGUCAUUAUAUUUUGCCAGAUAAGUUGUUAGCAAAAACGGUUUAUGAUAUCUUAGGUUAUUUUCUCUUUUCUGGUUUAGAUCGGCUACAAUGUUGAUUGAGUAUUUACAUAUUUCUUUCUAGAAGUAGGACAUGUACCAUAUUUAUCUUACGGAUACUAUUUUGUGCCUGGACCUUUGAUAGCUCUAAAAUUUUAUGACAACCAAAAAGAUAGUUUUGCAG